AUGUUUUUACUUAUUAUCUUCAUUGCUAUUAUUUUGGUGCUACUUGUCUUGGCUUUACCAUACAUUUCCGGUCUCACCACUGUUGAAAUUAACAAACCACUGAAGAGUGUAGGACGCAAUAAAGGAACGGAGAGAGCAAGAGACAAAAGCGGUCCAAACAACGAUGGGAAUGUAAGCUAUGGAUACAUUCCGCCUGACGAGGUAGUGUCUGAAGAUUCUACUGGCACAGGCUUCAAAUCAAAGGUUAGUGCCGUUGGACAGAAGCUUCAAGUACAUUCCGAGGACCUUCCGAUUCAAAUAAAAUUAGCCAAUGCCAAAAAUGAGCAACAUGAGCUCCGAAGAAGAAAACAUCAGAAAUUGGACAUUGACACGGAUCCAAACACUUACGAUUACGAUAUUGAUGAUUUGAUUGCAGAGGAGAACGCAACUGCAAGACAGGAGCAACAAGCAGAAUUCUAUCGAAACCAAAAGAUUGGAGGGGAAAAGGAAGAAAUGGUAUAG
This is a messenger RNA of Lodderomyces elongisporus, 501 nucleotides long. RefSeq lists its product as uncharacterized. The transcript has a single exon. The record is from RefSeq and is a predicted model, not a curated record. Bases 1 to 501 code for a protein of 166 amino acids. Lineage: Eukaryota; Fungi; Ascomycota; Pichiomycetes; Serinales; Debaryomycetaceae.